UUACUUACGUGUUGAACCACCAAAUUUGAUAUAUUUAACUCUUCUUUAUUCAUUCUGCGUAAUGAUUUUUUAACUGUUUAAGUCUGAAUGAACUGCUGAGUUAGCAGCGCAUGCAACACCUGUCUCCCAGUGGGAGGGGCUAUCUAGGAGAUAUAGUAGGAGGGGUUAUGUUAUGGUGUGAGCUGGGUGUGAAGAUAGUGGGCGCGGUUAGCGUUGUGGUAGGAGGAGCUAAAGCUUUAAUAGCAGGAGUUAGUGUUAUGAAGUCACACGGGGUUGUUCAUAGUGGGAGGAGUUAACGGUGUGAUGGGAGGAUUUAGUUUCAUGGCUCAGAUCAUUCGCAACGAGGAAAUCUGAUCUGAUACGUGACCGCUGAUCAGUGUAAUUAGAUAUGUUAACAGGAGCUAUUGACACAGAAUCAUCAUAUGCACUCCAGACGAGCAUCACUAGACUAUAGGUUGCGAUGGAAUGGAUUACUUUAAUUUUGACUGUGUCUAUUGUGAUAAUUUCUUUUCAUCUUCUCUUUGGCAAAAGAAGUCAUCCCAAUGCUCCUCCGUGCAUAAGAGGUUGGAUACCUUGGUUUGGUGCUGCUUUUGAAUUUGGCAAAGCACCUUUGCAUUUCAUUCAGCAAGCCAGAGCCAAAUAUGGCCCAGUUUUCACUGUCGUAGCUGCUGGGAAGAGACUGACAUUUGUGACCCUAAAUGAGGAUUUCCGAGCUUUUUUCACCUCCAAAGAUGUUGAUUUUGAACAAGCAGUGCAAGAAGCUGUUCACAACACAGCUUCUAUCAGCAAAGACUGUUUCUAUAAAACCCAUCCAACCUGUGCCACCGUAAUCAAAGGCAGACUGACUCCGGGCAACACAGCAAUGCUCUCUGUUCAUCUCUGUGAAGAAUUUAAUGACCAUCUGGAGAACCUUGGAAGUGAAGGAUCUGGACAGCUGAAUGAGAUAAUCAAGAGUGUUAUGUAUCCAGCAGUAAUGAGCAACUUACUGGGGCGAUGUAACUCCCCUAGUAAUGCUCUCACGAGGCAGGAGUUCCUGGAGAAGUUCACAACAUAUGAUGAAGGAUUUGAAUAUGGCUCCCAACUCCCAGACAUGUUCUUGAAGCAAUGGGCAAACUCAAAGCAAUGGCUCCUUUCUCUGCUGAGAAAUAUGGCUAUCAGAGCACAGGAGACUCACUACAAUGAGAACGAUGGAAAGAUAAUACUGACUUUACUACAGCACCUGGCUACUGCAAUAAGUGACAAAUAUCUUCCUUAUGGUUUACUUUUGCUUUGGGCAUCCCUGGCAAAUGCUAUACCAAUUACAUUUUGGGCCAUUGCUUUUAUUUUGGCCAAUCCUGAAGCGUAUAAGAUUGCAAUGGAUCAGAUCAACGCUGCCCUCAGAGACCAAGACAAGGAGAAGACAAAGGUGACCCUAGAUGACUUACAGCACAUGCCAUAUGUGAAGUGGUGUAUCAUGGAAGCCAUUCGGCUGAGGGCCCCUGGAGCCAUCACGCGUAAAGUAGUGCGGCCUCUCAAAUUACUUAAUAUUAUCCCACCUGGAGACCUGCUGAUGUUGUCUCCCUACUGGGCUCACCGAAACCCCAAGUAUUUCCCAGACCCUGAAGAUUUCAAACCUGAACGAUGGGAAAUGGCAGAUUUAGAAAAGAAUGUCCACUUGGAAGGGUUUGUGGCAUUUGGAGGGGGGAAAAAUCAGUGCCCAGGAAGGAUUUAUCAUAUUGUAGUCACCAACCGGAAGAAAUGGCAAAAAGACACCCUUAUAAGCACAGUGAGCUUGUCCGGUGAUACACGACAGAGGGACCGCUCCUCCAGUGAAGACUCAAAGGGUAAUGCAGCAAACACGGUGCAGUAG
Molecule: messenger RNA, 1849 nt
Organism: Cyprinus carpio (common carp)
Lineage: Eukaryota; Metazoa; Chordata; Actinopteri; Cypriniformes; Cyprinidae
Product: 24-hydroxycholesterol 7-alpha-hydroxylase-like
Exons: 11
Coding region: 461-1849 (462 amino acids)
Biological process (GO): bile acid biosynthetic process; cholesterol homeostasis
Molecular function (GO): oxidoreductase activity, acting on paired donors, with incorporation or reduction of molecular oxygen; heme binding; iron ion binding
Source: RefSeq, a predicted model, not a curated record